AUGGCUAUGCUGGAGACUAACCUUGCUGAGGAGGCUAAGCACAAGGUGAAAAGUGUGGUGGUGGCUCCGGGGCAAAGUGGUGACCGGAAGAGAAAAAGAGACCAGGCUGAAGAGGGUAAAACCUCAAGUGGUAAGCCUGUGUGCUCUAAGUGUGGUAGAAACCACUAUGGGGAGUGCUGGAGAGCCAUGGGCGCUUGCACUCGUUGUGGUAAGAUGGGACACUUUGCUCGAGAGUGCCCAAAUGUGGGAGGUGACCGGACUUGCCAUACUUGUGGUCUUAAGGGUCAUCUCAAGAAGGACUGUCCAAGACAAGCUGAUGGACAGAACAAGAACAGGAGUGGGGGUAGCAGGCCGGACCAGAACCGGGGUCAGACCUCAACUCCAAGGGUUUAUGAGCUGUCCAAAGAUGUGGAAGAGGCAGGGCCAAUCAAAGCAAUCACUGGUAAACUCUAA
This is a messenger RNA of Raphanus sativus (radish), 453 nucleotides long. RefSeq lists its product as uncharacterized. The coding region runs from base 1 to 453 and encodes 150 amino acids. The transcript has a single exon. NCBI's taxonomy places the organism in Eukaryota, Viridiplantae, Streptophyta, Magnoliopsida, Brassicales, Brassicaceae. Gene Ontology annotation, molecular function: nucleic acid binding; zinc ion binding. The record is from RefSeq and is a predicted model, not a curated record.